This is a messenger RNA of Staurois parvus, 1524 nucleotides long. Lineage: Eukaryota; Metazoa; Chordata; Amphibia; Anura; Ranidae. The record is from the annotation of a GenBank genome assembly.
CCCACACGGGAGAGAAGCCAUUUAAAUGUUCCGAAUGUGGCAAGGGUUAUUCACAGUGGACAAAUCUUGCUCAACACAAAAGAGACUCACACAGGAGAGAAGCCGUUUUCUUGCUCUGAAUGUGAAAAAGUAUUUUCAUGGAAGAAAUCCCUAAUUAAUCACCAGAGGACUCACACGGGAGAGAAGCCAUUCCGUUGCUCAGAAUGUGACAAAUGCUUCUCUCACAAGAUUAAUCUUCUUGCACAUCUGAAGACUCACACGGGAGAGAAGCCAUUUAAAUGUUCGGAAUGCGGCAAGCGCUUUUUACAGAGGGCACAUCUAGCUCAACAUGAAAUGAUUCACACGGCAGAGAAGCCGUUUUCUUGCUCAGAAUGUGAACAAGUCUUUUCAUGGAAAUCAUCACUAAUCAGCCACCAAAGGAUUCACACCGGAGAGAAACCAUUUAAAUGUUUAGAAUGUGGCAAGUGGUUUUCGCACACGAAAGGUCUUGCUCAACACGAAAAGAUCCACACAGGAGAGAAGCCGUUUAAAUGUUCCGAAUGUGGCAAGUGCUUCACACAAAAGGCACAUCUUAAUCAACAUGAAAAGUCGCACACAGGAGAGAAACCAUUUAAAUGUUCCGAAUGUGACAAGUGCUUCGCACAGAAGGCAUCACUAAUCAGUCACCAGAGGAUUCAUACCGAAGAGAAACCAUUUAAAUGUUCAGAAUGUGGAAAGUGCUUCUCAAAGAGGAUAUAUCUUGGUCAACACCAAAAGAUUCACACAGGAGAGAAGCCGUUUUCUUGCUCAGAAUGUGAACAAGUCUUUGCAACGAAAUCAAAACUAAUCCGUCACCAAAGGAUUCACACAGGAGAGAAACCAUUUAAAUGCCCAGCAUGUGGCAAGUGCUUCUCACGCAGACAGUCGCUAAUCGUACACCAGAGGAUUCACACAGGAGUGAAGCCAUUUAAUUGUUCAGAAUGUGACAAAUGUUUCUCUGAAAAGUGUAAUUUUGUUGAACACCUGAGAACCCACACAGGAGAGAAACCAUUUAAAUGCCCAGCAUGUGGCAAGUGCUUCUCACGCAGAGAAACACUUGUGAAACAUGAACAGAGGCACACCGGAGAGAAUGUAUUUUCUUGCUCCGAAUGUGAAAAAAUGUUUUUCUCUAAGCAGUCGCUAAUUGUACACCAGAGGAUUCACAUAGGAGAGAAGCCGUUUAAAUGUUCAGAAUGUGGCAAGUUCUUCUCACAAAGGGCACAUCUUAAUCAUGAAAAUAUUCACACAGGAGAGAAGCCAUUUUCCUGCUCUGAAUGUGACAAAUCUUUCUGUUUAAAGGAAAAUCUUUGUAGACAUCUGAAGACUCACACAGGAGAGAAGCCAUUUAAAUGUUCAGAAUGUGGCAAAUGCUUCUCACAAAGGACACAUCUUAAUCAACAUGAGAAGAUUCACACAGGAGAGAAGCCAUUUAAAUGUUCAGAAUUUGGCAAGUGCUUUUCACAGAAGGCAUCACUAAUCCGUCACCCGAGGAUUCAUACUGAUUAA